This is a messenger RNA of Macrosteles quadrilineatus (aster leafhopper), 7811 nucleotides long. RefSeq names its product probable Na(+)/H(+) antiporter nhx-9 (gene Nhe2). The coding region runs from base 96 to 3041 and encodes 981 amino acids. The transcript is spliced from 18 exons. Gene Ontology annotation, cellular component: membrane. The record is from RefSeq and is a predicted model, not a curated record. NCBI's taxonomy places the organism in Eukaryota, Metazoa, Arthropoda, Insecta, Hemiptera, Cicadellidae. Gene Ontology annotation, biological process: regulation of pH; sodium ion transport; proton transmembrane transport. Gene Ontology annotation, molecular function: sodium:proton antiporter activity.
GCACCGCAGUCGCAGUUGGCGGCAGGUCGUUCACAGACAAUGUCGCGGUUACAGGAGGGAUCCAUCCCUAGCAUACAGGGGCGUCACACCUAGCCAUGCGAUUGGCAGUGGUCGUGUGUGUGGGGUGGGCUCUGUGGGGCCUCGCCCUCGCCCAGGACCCCGACCUCAACCCCGCGGACUAUGAGGAGGCUCCGGCGACCAUGACCAUCCCCCGGGUGGAGCCCCCGACUACCCAGCAGACCACCCUGGGGCCCAGGAAGACCAGGAACUACCCGGUGUUUAACGUAGAGUUCCCCCGUGUCGAGACUCCGUUCAUCAUCGGGAUAUGGAUCGUGUGUGCGAGCUUGGCAAAAAUAGGGUUCCACAUGGCCCCGGGAUUGAACCAGAUCUUCCCCGAGUCGUGUCUGCUGAUCGUGGUUGGUGUGGUGAUCGGACUGCUGCUCUAUGGUGCCUCGAGUGUUCACAUCUCUCCUCUAACACCCGACACAUUCUUCCUCUACAUGCUACCACCCAUCAUCCUGGACGCCGGCUACUUUAUGCCCAACAGACUCUUCUUCGACCACAUCGGCACCAUCCUCGUCUUCGCUGUCAUCGGAACUGUCUUCAACACCUUGACAAUAGGAGUUUCCCUCUGGUUGGUGGGUCAGACGGGUAUCUACGGUUUCCCAACUCCACUCCUAGAGAUGCUACUGUUCUCUGCGCUCAUCUCCGCUGUGGACCCCGUCGCAGUUCUGGCUGUGUUUGAAGAGAUCCAUGUCAACGAGAUCUUGUACAUCGUAGUAUUCGGAGAGUCUCUGCUCAAUGAUGCAGUCACUGUUGUACUGUACCACAUGUUUGAGGCGUAUACAGAGAUGGGACCAUCCAACAUCCAGGCCCGUGAUGUUGCCUCUGGCGUUGCCUCGUUUUUCGUGGUGGCGGUGGGUGGUACCGUCAUCGGUGUUGUGUGGGGUUUCCUGACCGCGUUUGUCACCAGAUUCACCAACCAAGUCAGAGUCAUCGAGCCCAUCUUCAUCUUCGUCAUGGCUUACCUCGCCUACCUCAAUGCUGAAAUUUUCCACAUGUCCGGCAUAUUGGCAAUCACUUUCUGCGGGAUCACUAUGAAGAACUACGUAGAGGCCAACAUCUCUCACAAGUCCCACACCACUGUCAAGUACGCCAUGAAGAUGUUGAGUUCUUCUUCGGAGACAAUUAUCUUCAUGUUCCUCGGAGUCGCCACCGUCAGUGACAAACAUACUUGGAACACAUGGUUUGUCAUUCUCACCAUCACCUUCUGCUCUUUCUACAGAGCUGUGGGUGUGAUGAUUCUGACAGCCCUCGUCAACAGGUUCCGUCUCUACAAGCUAAACAAGGUAGACAAGUUCGUCAUGUCGUACGGUGGUUUACGAGGUGCCGUUGCAUUUGCCCUUGUCCUGCUCAUUAGCCCGGACCAUGUCAAGCUACAGCCAAUGUUGGUAACUACCACCAUCGCCGUCAUAUACUUCACCGUCUUCUUCCAGGGAAUCACCAUAAAGCCACUUGUAAGGAUAUUGAACGUAAAGAGAGCGGAGAAAAGAAAACCCACAAUGAACGAAAGGAUCCAUGAAAGGAUUAUGGACCACACUAUGGCAGGAAUAGAGGACAUUCUAGGUCAUCAUGGCAAUCACCACUUGAGGGACAGAUUUAAAAGGUUUGACAACAAGUUUAUCCGGCCGUACUUGCUGAGAAAUCACCAAGGCGCUGAACCAAAGAUACUCGAGACUUACUCCAAGUUGGCAAUGAAAGAUGCGAUGGAGUACAUGAGGAGGAACGCUUCAACAAUCGGCAAUAUUUCUGGGACUGAGUCCAUGUCUGCGAUAUUCAGGAACUACACUGCAGGAAAUCUGAAUGGCAGCUUUUCACAGUUAGAUACAAGUACGUGGAAUAUAGACUUGCAAGAAUUAGAGUACAAUCCAAGCAAAAAAGACUUGACGGAUGCAAAAAUCCAUCAUCUGUUAGCAGAGGAACUGUGUCAGCCGUGCAGAAGGCAUCGAAGGCUAUCUUAUAGCAGACAUGCAGUUGAUGAUAGAGAUCUGACAACACAAAUAUUCCCUCAUAGAAUGCACUACAACAUGAGAAGGAUGGUCGGGGAUCAGAAAAAACAUCACCACAGAAGAAGCAAGAGACUUAGCAAGGGCCUCAAACAGAACCACGUCAGUUUUCCCGGGAUCCAGCAGAACGGGACAGUCAAACAGCUGGCCAAUGAUUACAUAAACGAGGUUCUGCACGAAGUAGAGCUGUCUGAGAGCACAAAGUCCAUUCCUGUGUCUACGAGAGAAGACUGGGAGAGUGGAGGAAUCACAUUCACUGCUCACCCCUCUGUUACUACAGUGGUGACGCAAUACUCUCAUCCACAACGCCCGACAAGUCUACACCUGCCAGACGUGCCCACGGCUGCCGAGACCCUACUUCCCUGGCGUCGCGAGGAUGAGGGGGGAACUCAAGCAAGCACCCCGGGGCACAGGUCUUCCGAGGACAAUGCUGCUGAGAUAACUAGAGUGUCGACACCGACAGCACUGGAGACUCUGCUGCCUUGGAAGCGGACUGACGACAGCGACAGUUCGACAGCGCUCAAACAGAGUGAGUUCCCUCCGUGGUGUUCCAACAAAGAGUAUGUCUCCUAUAACUCUCCUUCGGCCACAUUCCUAGGUGGCAUAGAGCAGCCAGGAGUCGCCUCUGUUAUUGGACUGUUCCGGAGAGACAGUGAGCCUAACUCUCCCAAGUCCUCAUCUCCAACAGUGCUGCUCAUAGAAGAGGCAACAUCUCUACUCAGCCCCAGGUCCAAGGGGCACAAUAAGAUGGCGGCAGCACGGCGUGGUUCCCUCUUGGAGUUGGGCUCCAGCCACGAGGAAGCUCUGUUAACAGUCACAACGUCAUCUCACGACCGCACAGACCGUUGGACGUUACCGAGGCGACGACAGUCGUCACUCACCCCCUCCCAGCCUCACCCACUCACCCUGUCACCCUCUGUGGAGAGUCUAGAGAGCUCAGACGCAAUUAUCAGCGAGGACGACGCUCGUGAAUAACAUUACGAGUCGGUCAGGGUUACUGAUCUUUAACCUCUGACCUUACGUUGUGUCAGUCAAGCCCUGCUCUCUUGUAGUAAUAAGUACAUAGACUUUUAUUGGUUUCCGUGAAUCACGUAAUCAGAUGCCUAUUAUAGGAGACUACCCUUUGUUUGGACACCUAAGAACCUGAUUUCUCGUCUGAUCACUUAAAGUCCAAACAGUUAGAAGUGAAUAAGAAAAUGAACAGAUGAAUCCUAAAAUCAUAUGCUUAGUGUAAAUGUCGUGAACUAAGGUGUUAUACCAAGAAAGGAAUAUGCAAAGGUUAUAGGUACUCAGUAUUCUGAAUCAAACGAAUCCAAACAAGAGGGAUUACCAUAAAUUAAUUUGUGAUGAUUUCUAAUACGAUACUUUGGAGACCUGUGGUCUUAAAAAUAUGUUUUAUGCAUCGAAUAAUGGCCUCACUUUUAUUGAAUGCAGUCUUAAGUGUUUUUUUACGCAAUUAGGAUAGUAAUGGAAGAGUAUUUUUAUCAGAUUUUGAAUAGUGGACACAGCCCAGGAUGGUCUUAGAUAUUUCAUAUUAUGAUUGGUAACUAAUGGUAUUGUUAUGUAAUAAUGAAUAAAGCCGGGUUAAGGUUUAAAUGCAAUCUAUAAUCAUAACAUUUUGACUAGCUUCUUGAAACAUACAUUAUUUUUUAUAAUUGUUCCCAAUUAACUAUGAUUUACUCUUAAGAUUUCCCACCUUGAAAAGGUAACUUUUCAUGCUUAUUACCUAUUGUUGCUGCCUUUAUUUUAAUUCAUACCGGUCUAAAUGUAUUGAAUCUCUUCUUACUAUAUCCAAUAAAACACGUGGUUAUUUUCAAAGACAUCUAGUUAAAAUAAAAAAACAAACAAAAAAAAACUGUAGACUAAAUAUUUUUUACUUCUGAUUUACAUAUAUCCUUACUAAAGGUAGUAGGCUAUUAAUUUGAUUUAGGUUUGCUAAUUUUUGUAUAAUCUGCAUACAUUUUAAGUAGCCAUAUUUUGUUUUGAUAAAUAACAUGUAACUGAUAAAACAAAUAUUUUAAAAAAUAUACCAAAGAUAACUAAAACCGUUGGUGAAAUUUAAGAAUAAAGCUUUCACAGCUAGCCUCAAACUUAAAAUUAUUUUAAAGAAAAAAGGACAACUCAUGCACACUAAACACAUGUUUUAACUAUUUAUAAAACUCAGAAUUAAAGAAUAUUAAUAUACUUCAGGUAUCUUAUUUCUCAAUACUAGAAUGUAUUUGUUUUUAGCUUAUUAUUGCAAAAAUUGUGAUUUGCACUGUGAAUUUUACUUACAUAAUUCUUUUGGGAAAUCCUAUUUAUUUAAUAGAUUAGUCACAGUUUUUAAGAUGUAUAAUUACAUACCACAAACAAUCUGAUAGAGUAGAAGUUUCGCUUUCCCUUAGCUUGAAAUCAGCUGAUAUCUGUUACUUGCUGGGCUACAAAUCAGCUGUUAUAACCCCUACAGAGCAGGGCUUGAUUAUACACUUCUCGUAACGUAGUCUGAAGCUGCCUUUUAGUCGUCAGUCACAGUUGCGCUUGUCCCGUUUAGUCCCGACAAUAUAAAUAUUGUUAAGUUUUUGUAAAUACUCCUUAAGUCUAGUUUAAUAACGUAGGAUUCUCUGUAUUUAUGUAUGUACUGUACAGUUAACGAGGAUGGGUGGAAGCGUUAGGCUUUGGGUGUUUGGUGAAUGACUUGUAUAUUCAAGCAGGGGUUCAUAUACAUGUAAGUCCUUAGGGAUUGUAGUUUCGAAUUUUGCACAGAGUGGUUAAAUAUUUUUGAAUGUGUGAGAAAAUUGUUUCAGGGCCAACAGAUUGUAAACAUUGUAACAUUUUUGAGAGGUUUUUGAAUUACUGAAAAUAGACACAAUGGAAUGUAUCGAAAGUUAAAGAUUAUUAAAUGAUGAAUGACUUGGAAAGAACUAGAUGGAAGCUGGCUAAAGAUUACCAACUGGUUUUUUUCAUCCAUGGUAUUUUUUUUACACAAGUCCAAUGCAGUUGGGGCCUAGUUUAAAAUCUGGAAUCACAAAAUCGAUUCUAGUUUUUAUGUGUGCAAACCCUAUUACUAACUUAUUUAAAUGUUUUUCUUUUUUUUUCUUUAGGUAAUUUAAUUUAAUUUUUCAUUUAGUUAUUUCCGAGGUAUAUCCAAUUUUAAGAAAGGAAAGUGAGUAGUGAAUUUAUUGUGCAUUAAAAGAUAAUGACUGUGAGAAUAUUAGAAGAACUUCCAAGAAUUUGAUUGCACGGUAUUUGUAUUUUUUGUUUUCAAACCCUGAAAUAUUUAUUCUUCAAUUCAUCGGUACGGUACAUAGUUUUGAAACACAUUCCCAGACAGCACACUUUCUCCUCAGGACAUCCCACGGAUAUUGCGACAGGAUAUGCAAGAUAUCCCAUAGUGGUCCUAUGGUCAACCCGGGAUAUCCCAGGAUAUCCACAGGAAUGCGUAAUGUCCCCGCCCGGGGAUGUCCUACGGAUAAGCUCACAGCAUAUCCGUGGGACAUCCGAGGUCAUCCCAGGGUAGUCCUCAGGACAUUCUCAGGACAUAUGGGACUACUAUGGGAUGUCCCUGGGAUAAAGUGUGGUCUGGGCCUGAACAUAAAAAACACAAAAUAAUAUAGAUUUAGUAUGAAAAUUUAAUUAUAAGUUUAGUAAAUUGAUUAAAUAGUUAAUAUACACAAAUUUUGAAGAAAAAAACGAGAAAAAAAGUUUUUGGCCCAGACGGGUCUCGAACCCGGUACCUUCCCCUUAUGUGCCUCUUACCUUACCUCCUGAGCUAUCUGCGCUUGAUGAUUAUGGGUGUUUUCAAGUGGUGAAAGAGUAGCCGACAGUUGCAAUGGUCGCAAUACUUAAAAUAUUUUUGAUACUACAGUAUAUAAUAUGAUUCUGUUAAUCUGUUUAGGCCUCAAGUAGUUGAAUUGUUUUUCUGGUUGUUGGAGAGGAUCCUGGUAUUUGAAUAUAGAUUAUUUAAUUACCAUUAGAUUAGCACUGUUAUAAUUGAUUGUUAUAUGAUUAAAAUUAGUUUUUGUUUGUUUUUUUUAAUUUAAAGUUAGAAUUAAAUUCACAUCUCACACAACUAUGAUAGAACUCUAGUUUUCCUGAAUUCAGCGGUGGUAAUAUGUCAGUAAAGUUAAGUCAGCCCUUGCUAGCCAUAGUAUUAACAAGACAUAUUUUCAAUCUGGGAAACCUUAAACUUUUAAAACAAAUUAUAAAACCUCAACAUCUUAAUGCGUGGGAAUCUUAUUUUUGAAAAAAAAAACAGACCAAAAUUAUUUGUUAAAUAAUGAAGACGGUCCAAUUAUAAAUUCGGAAUUACUGAUAAUAAUUACAUCAAGAACAACACUUUAAUAUAUGCAAAAUUCAAAAGAUUAAUUUUUCUAAUAUUAUUUUUUAUUUUUCCAAUAUCCUUUAAAUCAUCCGUUUUAAGUUGGUUUAAAAUUAAUUUAUUAAGUAAAUAUUUACUUUUUGUACUAGUGUAAAUACAGCCUGAAGAUGGAAACCAAGUUUCUGAAAGCGCUAGUGAAAAAAAAAAUUAUUAUAUAUUGGCCUUGUUGAACAUUUAAAUUUAGGUAUACAUUUCAUCAGUGGUAGUAUUUUUUUUCUUCAGUUUGUUACCGGGACAUUACGUUCAGACAUUACGGGACAUUACAGGAUAUCCAGUGGAUUUUGUAAAUGUCCCGGGAUGUCAUGGGACAUUCUGGGAUAUCCUAUGGCAUUCGUACAUAUCCCGGGACUUUACAGGAUAUCCUGAGGUUAACUUACAAAUCCCGGGACAUUACGGUAUAUUGUAGGAUAUCCUGUGGAUUUCGUACUUGUCCCGGGAUUUUGCGGGAUAUCCUGAGGAUAGCGUACAUAUCCCGAGUCAUUCUCAGGACAUAGGGGACUACUAUGGGAUGUCCCUGGGAUAAAGUGUGCUGUCUGGGUUGAAGGCAUGUUCACAUCCUUAAUCUUUGUUUCAGUCCUCUUUGCUGAGAUAAUUUGAUGAUGUAAGUACCAAACAAUGUUCAAUACAAUUGAAAUGUAUGAUACUAACCAUAACCCAUGAGAAAUUGUCUAUAAAGGUCAUUCACCAGUCUCCCGAUGUCCUACAGGGUAAACAAACAAUGAAAAAUGUUGUAAAAACAACACAGAGUGCCUCGGAUGGACUUUUGUUGAUAGAUUUUUUUGUAAUAUAAGUGCUACUUUAAUAAAAGAGACAAUAUUCAAAAACCAAAAUGACAAUGGGCUGAAAAUGGAUUUUGGUUUUUGAACUGGUGUACAUCUGUGUAUUAUUAUUGUGUAUAAGGAAAACGGUGUGAUUGUUCUGCAGUUUUGCUGUCAGAUUUUGAAGUAUUCCUCUCAUAACAAAAUACUUCAACAUCAGUUUGUAAUCUCUAGAAUUGUUUGAACACAUUUUGACCUGUAAAAUUGAUAGGUAGUGGUGGUUGAUGGGUAACUGUGUAUUGCAAAAACAUCACACGGUCCUGUAAAAUUUGGGUUUUAGCAAAAAAGGCACACUGUUAAUUUUUUGAUUGAAGAGUGCAUUUUUUCAUUGGGGGAAUCCGUUCCAGAGUAUUUUACACCUUUAAAAUGGUGGUUUUUGUUAGGUUUAUUGUUAUCAUUAAUUUAAAACAACAGAUAUUUUCUAUCAGUGAUAAAAAUGCCGGGAAAUAUUAAAAAAACAUAAACAUUCGUUAAAGAAUAAAACAAUUUUGUCCGUGAAUAAGUCGAGAAGUUAAUUAACAAUGCUCUAACUAUUAACUAAUAGUCCAGGCGCUAAACGGGUUGAGUAUG